GGCUGGGGAGGUUUCCUGCUCCCUCACGAUCCAGUGACAGUUUGACUCAGACUCCAGUGAGGAGGAGGAUGUGAGGGGAGGAGGAGCAGGAGGUCUGCGGUCAGUCUGCUGCGGUUCACCCAACUUUGGUUUGGAAACUCCUCAGCGAUGCCUGUCAAACUCUGUUGCGCAUUAAUCUGGAUUCAGAUUUAGUUUUUCCUCUUUCUGGAAGCCGCAGAAGCGAGUGCGCACACGUGUACGGGUCCUUCUGGAUUCAAGUAUCGUGCUGUUUUUCUUUUGACAACAGGAAGGUUAAGUGACAGACAACAUGUCUCUGAGCAGAAGCAUUGAGUUCGAGCACUUUGAGGAGAAGCCGCAGCGGACGCCGAGGACCAACUCGGGCACCGGGUCCACGCAGCCUGGCUCCAGGGGCAACGGUGUGGUCCCCAGCCCGGCGCACAGUGCGCACUGUAGCUUCUACCGCACACGCACCCUGCAGUCACUCACAUCCGAGAAAAAAGCCAGAAAAGUCCGAUUCUACCGCAAUGGGGACAAAUAUUUCAAAGGGCUGGUAUAUGCUGUCUCCAACGACCGGUUCAGGUCCCUGGACGCGCUGCUCAUGGAGCUCACACGGUCCCUGUCGGACAACGUCAACCUCCCCCAGGGGGUCCGGACCCUGUACGUGCUGGACGGAGGCAGGAAGAUCAGCAGCCUGGAUGAGAUAGUGGAGGGGGAGAGUUAUGUGUGCGCCUCCAACGAACCCUUCCGGCGUGUAGAAUACACCAAGAACGUCAACCCCAACUGGUCGGUGGGCUGCAAAACUGGAACCUCGCGCUCCCUCUCCUCUCUCAUCCCGCUGGUGCAGCGCGAGUCCAAGGACUUCAUCAAACCAAAGCUUGUCACAGUCAUCCGCAGCGGCGUCAAACCCCGCAAGGCGGUUCGGGUACUGCUCAACAAAAAGACGGCGCACUCCUUCGAGCAGGUGCUCACUGACAUCACGGAGGCGAUCAAGUUGGACUCUGGAGCUGUGAGAAGACUGUUCACGUUGGAGGGCAAGCAGCUCACCUGCCUGCAGGACUUCUUCGGGGACGAUGACGUGUUUAUCGCGUGCGGCCCAGAGAAGCACCGUUACGCCCAGGACGACUUUGUGUUGGAUCACAGUGGUAAGGCUUCCACAGCCUUUAUGACUGAAUGCAGAGUGCUGAAGUCAUCGUGCAGCCGCUCUGCAACUCCCAACCGCACGGCUAAGAGCCCCGGACCUCCACGACGCAGCAAAUCCCCCGGAGCAGUAAGACGACCGAUCCUCUACUCUACCAGUCAGUCUCCCAUCAAAUCCCCAGUAAAUGGCGUCUCAAGCAGCCAGAUCUCCACCAAGUCCACCAAGUCCUCCACUCCGUCUCCCACCAGCCCCCGACCCAUCCCCAGUUUCAAGCAGAUCCCUCCAUCACAUCACAUCUCCACUAAUGUCAACGGCUCAAUGAACAACCACCAAGAGCAAAGCAACCAACUGAGUCCAGAGGUUAACGGCAACCGCUACCUUCCUGCCACCACCAUUUUGGAAAAAUACCAAGUUGGCAAGGUCAUUGGAGACGGCAACUUUGCUGUGGUGAAGGAGUGUGUGGAGAGGUCCAGUGGAAAAGAGUUUGCACUGAAGAUCAUCGACAAGGCCAAGUGCAGCGGAAAGGAGCACCUCAUCGAGAACGAGGUGGCCGUGCUGCGGAGGGUGAAACACCCCAACAUCAUCAUGCUGGUUGAGGAGGUGGACACUGCCUCUGAGCUGUACCUGGUCAUGGAGCUUGUCAAGGGAGGAGAUUUAUUUGAUGCCAUCACCUCCUCAACCAAAUACACAGAGCGAGACGGCAGCAUCAUGAUCUACAACCUCAUUGGAGCUCUGAAGUAUCUGCACAGCAUGAACAUCGUCCACAGAGACAUUAAGCCAGAGAACCUGCUGGUCUUUGAAUACCCAGAUGGCACCAAGUCAUUGAAGCUUGGGGACUUUGGCCUGGCCACUGUGGUGGAGGGACCCCUGUAUACCGUAUGUGGCACUCCCACGUAUGUCGCUCCAGAAAUCAUCUCAGAGUCUGGUUAUGGUCUGAAGGUCGAUAUCUGGGCUGCCGGCGUCAUCACCUACAUCCUCCUGUGUGGAUUUCCUCCGUUCAGAAGUGAGAGUAACUCACAAGAGGACCUGUUUGACCAGAUCCUCCAGGGACGAUUGGACUUUCCCAGUCCUUACUGGGACAACAUCACAGACUCAGCCAAGGAGCUGAUUGGAAAAAUGCUGCAGGUCAACGCCGAGCCUCGAUACACAGCACAAGACGUCCUCUCCCACCCAUGGGUCACGGACGAUGCAGUCAUAGAGAACAACAUGAAGAUGGAGGUGACAGGUAAACUGAAGACGCACUUUAACACCGCACCGAAGCACAACGACACCACAGCUGGUGUGUCCAUCAUCAUGAACACGGCUCUAGAUAAGGAGACCCUUCAGCUCACUGCUCGUCGCUGUCCAGGCCCCCAGUCGGUGCCGCAUUCAACUUCACCAGCUCGCAGCCAAGUCCCGUCUUUCCUUCCGAUCCAAGCGGCCUCGCAGUCAGGACCAGCUUCUCCAACCAAACAACCGUCACACGCCAAAGUACCAAAACCUGCCGAGACCACGUUGACGUCUGUGCCUGACGAUGACCCUCCCUGCUCUCAGCCUCAGAAUGAAAAUGACCUGUCACCCGCUCAGAUUCCCCUCCCCCUCUCUGCUCCGGAAAGUUCUCUCCGGUUCUCGCCCUGUGCCGAAACGUUCCCAAUGGCACCCGUUCCUUCCCCUCAUGAAUCUGCAUCCCCCUCAGACCCUCCUGCUGUUUCCUGUCCUCCCCCUUCAUCUCCUCCCAAACCAGUUUCUCUCUCUCCCUCCUCUGCCCAAAGAGUUACAGCGCCAGUCGUCCUCGCCCACAGAACAAGCUUCCCCAUCCUCCACUAAACCUGCUGUGUUCUUCCCUCUUUCUUCCCCGACCAAACAGGAACCUUCCUCCCCUGCUUCCCUCCAUCCGACCCUGUUUCCCUCUCCUCCUUCUACUCCGCCCCGAUCCACGACCCCGCCCUCUCCAUCCGACCCAGCUCCUCCCAGCCCUCCUCCUGCUGAGGAGCUGAUGGAGGUUUAAAGGUGUGGUUACACUCACUCCUCCUGUUCCCACGUAUAUGUAUGAUUAGACGUGAGAUGAGGAGAGUGAACCUCCACCUCCUCCCCGUAUCUGUAACCUGAGCCAGUGAAUGCUGCGGCCACUCCUCCUUUUCUCACUCGUUCUCUGAGACGGAGGACGUGAGGUAUUUUCCAGAGUGUGUGAAAACGAGUUGAUUGUG
Messenger RNA from Paralichthys olivaceus (Japanese flounder), 3324 nucleotides. RefSeq names its product doublecortin-like kinase 2a (gene dclk2a). The record is from RefSeq and is a predicted model, not a curated record. Gene Ontology annotation, biological process: protein phosphorylation; intracellular signal transduction. Lineage: Eukaryota; Metazoa; Chordata; Actinopteri; Pleuronectiformes; Paralichthyidae. Gene Ontology annotation, cellular component: microtubule cytoskeleton. Gene Ontology annotation, molecular function: ATP binding; protein kinase activity.